Messenger RNA from Brassica rapa (field mustard), 5073 nucleotides. RefSeq names its product probable 6-phosphogluconolactonase 4. The record is from RefSeq and is a predicted model, not a curated record. Lineage: Eukaryota; Viridiplantae; Streptophyta; Magnoliopsida; Brassicales; Brassicaceae. Gene Ontology annotation, biological process: pentose-phosphate shunt; carbohydrate metabolic process. Gene Ontology annotation, molecular function: 6-phosphogluconolactonase activity.
AAAAGAAAAUCAAACUAUUUGCAAUGAAAAAAUAAUAAAAAAUUAUUUCAAAUCGAUUUUAAAAACAUUUACAUAUGUUAUAUAUUUCAUAAAACAAUAAAAAUAUUAAAUUAUAAUAUUUUUAAAAUAUUUUUUUAUUUUAAAUAAAUAUUUUAAAUAUUUUUUAAAUCCUUGAUUCAUUCAUCUUAAAGCCCCACUAAAUCUUUAAGAAAUGGUUGUCUCAUUCUUCCAAGGAUACACAUGUCAAACUCAGAGAUUAUCCUUCCGUAUGUACUAUUAGGACUUAGGAGAUGAACUUUCAGACGAGCAAUCAACCAUCUGUCCUGGCCAGAUCAUUCAGAUGACUCAAAUCGCUUUCCUCCCGUGUAUCAAAUUACAAGAUUUUUAAAAUGAAAUGUUAGAUUAGAUUCAGAUAAAGAAAAACCUCUUUUUACAAUAAAUGUGACUUUGUUUGAAACCUAACUACUUUUCUAGAAAGAAACAUCUCAACCCGAACCAUAGCUGCUUUGCCUUGUCAUACUUUUGUGAGCUUUCCCACACACUUAAUCAAUUCGGUUCUGUAUGUGUUUGUCAAUGUAGCUUGCUACCAGAGUCGGGUCUGAAUGAGGCUCACCAUGACGUUGAUCAUCAAAUUACAAGAUUAAAUCCUAUUAUCAUAAACCUAAUUUUAUUUAGAACAUAUUAUACUCCAUCCGUAUCUAAAAAAUCCAUGUUUUAUAAUUUUCACACUUUAAUAAAUCAUAUUAAAAUUUAGCUAUAAAUGCAUAUUUUUAUAAUUUUAUAUUUCUUACAUUUUUAAACUAAUAAGAUUUUAUGAAUUGCAAUUAAUGUUCUUAAACUUCACAAUUUCUCGUUAUUAGUUGACAAAACUUAUAUUAAAAAUAUAAAAUAUGUAUUUUUUUUGAAACAAAAGUUUUUUAUAGAAUAUGGAUCUUUUAAAAACAGAGAGAAUAGUAAUUUAAAAAUUGUUAGUAGGAGAAGAUAAUGUUGAAAAGUCAAAUGAAUAGUGAUUAUCCCAUAAAUCAACCACCAACGUUAAUCCAACUCUUUUUUUUUACGCUAAUUUAUUAUGACAUUACAAUUAUGGAAAAUAUUACAUAAUCGAUUUAACGUUAAUCCGACUUUAAUAUUAUAAAUAUAUAUCUUUUGUAAUUGCUAUAAAUAGGCAUCUCAUUAUUUUAGUUUUUAGGCAUCUUUUAGUUUACGAUUGAGAAACAAAACAAAUCAAUUAUUGUAGCAUUUUUGGGCAUCUGUUGAGCAUCUUUUAGUUUACUAUUGGACAAUCAGCAUGAAAAGAAUACUUUUAGUUCUAAUAAAUAGUAAAUUUCAUAUUGAAAGAUAAGUGUUAUUAUAACUUAUGUGUCCAGCAACACCAUAGAGAUUAUGAGUUGAAUCGAAAUAGCAGUCCUUUCCACAUAUUUAUGAUCAUCAGCAUCGGUUCUUCUUACACGACCAAUUGGAAUUUCACCAAUGAUGUGUUCCAUAAUCCUUGAUUCCAUCACUUCCUACAAAAUGAAAUUUGCAACAUAUGAAAACAAAUUAAAAGAAUUUUAUACAUACAUAUAUAGAGAGAUAAAAAUUUACCAUAACUCCAACUUCAUUUACUAAUGUUAUCACUUCGAUUAAAUGACAAGUGUGACUCUUGACCUAAGAGUCAUCAUUGUUUUUGAAAAUUUUGAGAAUGAUGUGAACAAGACAAUGCUCUAUGAAAACAUAUUGUGGAAAAUUGAAUUUUGUAAGUGAAAAGUAAACAUAUUGUGGAAAAAGAGUUGGAUAUCCUUUUCCACUAGCCAUAUUAACUAAAACGUUCAUAAGUGACAUGUGAUCUUCGUUGUAGUUGUUAUCACUGAAAAGUACAUGGAACCCAACAUAAAAAUGAGAUUGAUAAAAAAAAUAAGGGUUAAAAGGUAAAAUUUACUUACCGUAGACCAAUUUCACGAUAGCAGGAUAACAUUUAGUAGUAGAAUGUUAUUUGAAUGUAUUAUGAGCAUGCUGCUUAUAGGACUCACACCCUUUAUUUCCGCUAAUUUUGAGGAUCUCCUUAAGACAAAUCAAGGUAGAGGAGAGAAUAACUGGAUUGUCAAUUUUGAAAACAGCACAAAACUUUGAUAUACAUCCAUAAAGCAAUUUGCAAUUGAUAAAUUUCAAUCAUCUCUAUUAUUAAAACAUAAUCAUUAUCAUGGACCUAACUUUUUGUAAGUUUUUAAAUUAAAUACAUUAUUCUAUUAUAUAGUUAUAUUCCAUCUUCUAAUUAUAGAAAAUAACAUUCUACUACUAAAUGUGUUUCCAAACAACACAAUAACUAAUCUUGUGUCUAAGCAAUGUAAGACAUUAGGUCCUACCUUUUUAAUAACUUUUAUUUAUCUUUAAAAAAAAAUUAUUUGAUUUAAAACCACUCAAUCAAUUUAUAAAAAGUUGAAAAUAAGUAUAAUUUUUUUUUGCAGGUUUAUAUACUACAAAAAUUACUUAAUAUGAAAUUAAUUAAAUUAAUAUACAAGAACAUAUUAUUAAAUGGUUUUUAUUCUUAAGAACAUAUAACUAUAUAUAUAUAAAAACAUAUAUCUAUAUAUGCGAGAAUAUGCUUGGUUUAAGUUGUCAUCAAAUAGUUUUAUACAAAUAAAAUGUUAGAGUCAAUAAAUUUACGUCAUAUAAGUUUUAUAACUAAAAUUUUAUCAAAUAAAUAUAUAUCACAAUUUAUAUCUAAAAUAACCUCUCUUAGUUGCUUUGUGAGACCGAGUUGGUGCGGUUUGGUUGCAUGUGUGCUCAAUAAUUAACAGGCUGAUGCAUUUUUGCGUGUCGCCAGUUUGUUGUGUGUGUGUGCCCCCAGGCUGUGACUUUGGGUUUUUCUUUUUUUUUUGGACAACACUUUGGGUUACUAUAAUAUUCGAAAACCUUCACAUUCAUGAAUGAAGAGAGAUUUACUUUAUUUCUUAUGGUCAUUAAUUAUCUCGAUGUAGAGAAGAUAAAUUGUGUGGCUCAAAAACUUGGACAACCAUUUUAACAAAAUCUUCUGUAUACUAGAGAAAUGGAUGGUGUGUCAUGGCGAACUAGAGAACGGAACAAGUAAUUAUUCUCCAUUUUCACUCAUUCUAAAUACAUAUAAAAUCUCACGUGUCUAUGUGAAAUGAUUUGCUAUAGAUGUACCAAGCCUAGGAUAUAUGACGUACAACUGCUUUAAUUUUUAAAAGAACAGAGUAUUCAAAUUUUUUUCUGAUUGUUGAUAUAAAAGCUUUCAGAGGUAUAUAUAUAUGGACCAAAAUUUCAAACCUUAACGGCCGGUUUAAUUAGAAGAAAAAUACCUGCGUAUCUUUAUUUUUGGUCAAGAAUACCUGCGGAUCUAUUAUGUGCAUACUAAUGAUUAAACAAGUCUCUGGUUUGUGUCGAUAAGGUCUAGUCAUGUGCAGGUAAGCGUGGAGUGGAGACAAAACAAUAUUCUAGUUGUACAUUUGGUAUUAGUAUUUUGUUUUAUUUGAUUUCCUCGUGGGUACUAACUAAUUCAUAACUAAUUAAUAGAGAAGACCAUAUCGUCGUAGUCAUUUAACAAAAAGGAAAAAAGCCAUCGUACUCUUAAACUAUUUGAUUACUUUCUUAAAGUAAUUAAAUAAAAUCAAGAGCACGUUCCAACGACGAUUCUAGGCAGCUCAUCUUGCGGAUCAACACAUGAACUUAACCAACUCCAAAUACGAACCAAACUGGCUAAACAAAAAAAACAUAACUUCUGAUUUUGAUGAUUUUUUUCAUCAAUCUAUUUGAAAUAACAUUACUUUAUUGGUCGACAACACACCCUCAAGUCAAACCCAAAAUUUUGAUAAAUAAACGAUUUUUUUCUUUGAACACAAAAUAAACGAUUUUUUGAUGUGUUUCGUAACUUAAAGGUUGUUGAAAUAUUAAAUAUGGUCGAGUAAUAGUAAUUCUGUAUGUAUAUAUAUUGUUAAUUGUGAAUAAGAAGUGAAAUAAUGAUUAUUUUAAUUAGCGAGUAUGAAGAAACCUUGACUGCGUUGCCUAUAUAAGAAUCAAGACUCGCAGCAUUUUCUCAUCAUCAUAUCUUCUCCUUCUUUAGUUAUUAAAUCUUCACUUCUUCUUUUCUUCACCAAGAAUCAUAUGGCAUCUUAUUCAGCGAACACGAAGAGGGAGAAGAAGGUGUUUGACACUGAGGAUGACGUAGCUAAGGCUAUGGCCGAGUACACGUUCAAUCUCUCCAAAAAGUUCUGCAAGAAAAGAGGCUAUUUCACCAUCGUUCUAUCUGGUGGUGACCUCGUCCUUUGGCUCAAAAAGUUGUUGGUUCCCGAAUACGCUGACACUGAAUGGUCAAAGUGGCACGUCUUCUGGGUCGACGAGAGGGUUGUUCCAUUGGACGAUAAGGACAGUAAUUACAAACAGACCUUGGACAGUUUUCUCUCCGAGGUUCCUAUUCCAACUUCGAACAUUUACGCAAUAGACCAAAACUGUGCAGCCCUUGGUGAUGCCAAGGGCGCUGCAAUACUUUACGAGGAGUGCAUCAAAAGAUUGGUGAACCAAAACAUCAUCCGCACAUACAAAUCCUCAGGAUUUCCUCAGUUCGAUCUCCAGCUCCUAGGGAUGGGUCCAGACGGCCACAUGGCGUCCUUGUUCCCAGGACAUUAUCAGAUCAAGGAGAAGGCUAGUUUGGUGACUUAUAUCACCAACUCCCCAAAACUACCACCAAAGAGAAUCACCUUCACUUUACCAGUCAUCAACUGUGCUUCCUACAACCUCAUGGCCGUUUGUGGUGAGGCUCAAGCCGAUGCGGUUGCAAAGGUCUUUAAUGAUGAUUUCAACUUGCCUUCAGCUAGGCUCUCAGCUGAUACACAAGCCAUUUGGUAUCUCGACAAAGCGGCUGCGUCCGAGCUCCCAAAAUGCCUUUGAGAUUCAGUUCACUUUUUAUCUUGUAUCUCUUUCCUUUUACGUUUUCAAAUAAAAAGCUAUGGUCGGAUGUAAUAAAUAAGAUGGAGUUGGUUCGGCUGAAUCUUGCAAAACUGCUUUGUUUGUAUUUGUCUUGUCUGUGUUAUAAUAAAGUAACAAUAAUAAAUUUGGUUUGAUCCCGGUUUAAAGUGA